Molecule: messenger RNA, 1305 nt
Organism: Sungouiella intermedia
Lineage: Eukaryota; Fungi; Ascomycota; Pichiomycetes; Serinales; Metschnikowiaceae
Source: the annotation of a GenBank genome assembly
AUGUCGACGGUAACGCAGACUACAACGGCCAGUGGGACGCAAUCGCUAAAAACAAACAAAAGAAUCCAAUUGGAGGUGCUUAUAAGAGAGUUUCAGCAGAAGUUGGGAAAUGACUGGGAUAAAUACCAUGAGGCGCUCACCAUGUUCCUUAUUGGUAAGUUGUCACGGCCAGAAAUGGUGGCCAUAGUGAGCCCACUACUAAAAGAUGGUCUCUACAAGUAUCACAACAAGUUUCUACUAUUGAACUUUGCCAAUUCCUUACAGGAUAGUCCAGCAGAGUUCUCCAGCGAGCUUGCAUCAUUCUGGAACAAAAAGAAUGCCAAGUCCAAGAAUGUUAAGUCAACGCAAUAUGAGAAAAUCAAACAGAGUAUCAUGGGACUUCCAUUAAAGGAAAGACGAAGAAUUCGUAAUAUUACGCGAGAGAGUGGGAAGAGAAACAAGCUCAAUGCGGGUAUAACUUUGACUCGUCAAUCCUUGCUUCCCAAAAUUCCUAUGAUUCAGGAUAAAGAGCAACAGCAGUUGCAGGUGAAUAACUUGGUGCAAUGGCAGCAAGAUGUGGUGAAUGGAAUAAACACUCCAUUGGCUUCUACGCUGUACGAGUUACCUGACUACGAUAACUUGUCGAGACGGGUGUUGAUGGUUAUGAGAGAAAACGGUCUCACCGGUGGGGUCGGAGCACAAGUCCUUGAGAUCAUCAGUCUUGGUCUCGAGGCUUACUUGAAAAACAUCAUCGAGAGUGCUAUAGAUGUGGUGCGGUACCGUGAGAAUAAGUACGCAUCCAAUUUGUUUCUUCAAGCUGGACUACAAGGAAACUCAAAGGGAGGUAGCCAGAUGAAUGGCUCAGACUUCUCCAAUGGUAUGUUUGGAGGUGCUAGUCGCAAGAGAAAGCAUGAGGAAAUCGUCGACACGCCCAAGCUGACCGUUGUUCUCAAUAUUGACGAUAUGUACAACACUUUGGAGAUGUUCCCACAUAUGGUUGAGCCUGGAGGACCCCGUCUCCGUCUUCUGAACGUCAUGUUGCAAGAUGACGACAUGGUGCCAGAAAACAACUGGGGCUACACAUUGCCUCCCAAGCCAUUAACACUUCAAGAGGAAAAUGGAAAUUUGCCAUUAGCCAACGGCAGUCUCAAGGAUCAGAUGAAAGAGGAUGGAGAAGCGGAUAAAAUUCAAGAGAAGAAGGAUGGAAGCGGUAACACCAUUUCUGAGCCAGCAAGAGCUCAGCAGGUGUUGCAGCGUGACACUUCUCAUAUCGGAACAGUCAACGAGUUGAAGUGGGUGCUACAUGAUUUAAUCUCGACAAUGUAG